Coffea arabica (coffee) is the source of this 2918-nucleotide messenger RNA. Lineage: Eukaryota; Viridiplantae; Streptophyta; Magnoliopsida; Gentianales; Rubiaceae. The record is from RefSeq and is a predicted model, not a curated record.
UCUGGAGUCUAUAUUGCUCCUUCACUCUUGCCUCUCUGCUUAAGUCUACAGUCUACAGUCUACAUCCACCUUCUUCUCUCUCUGUUUAUUCUCCAUUUUUUUUGGUUCUACACUAAAUCGGCCAAAAAUCUUUCUUCCGCAACGACUACAGGAUUGGAGAUGGCGGAAGGGGCUAAAAGCGUGAUAAUACUUGAAUCAGACGAGGAGAACGAGAACGAGAGCGAGAACAGGAACGAGAAUGGCUGUUCCCAGUCCGAAGAAUGGUGCUUUGUCUGCCACGACGGUGGCAUGAUUCGUGACUGUGAUUUUCCGAAAUGUGGAAAAGCUUAUCACUACAAAUGCGUUGGUCAAAAGAAACCAUUUCUUACAAGUAGUAUGAGCUGGAAUUGCGCUCGACACUUUUGCUCCAAUUGUGGUGGAAAGCCAAGAAUUAUGUGUUACUGCUGUCCCAAAGCAAUAUGUCAUCAAUGCAUUGACUCUGCAGAGUUUUUUCCAAUUAAACAAGAAAAUGGAUUUUGCAAGGACUGUAUGAAUUUUGUGCUGCUUUCUGAAGGAAUUGUAGAUUCAGACUCCAGCUUGCACAAAAGAAUGAGUCUUGGGGAUCUUUCCACACGAGAAAGAUAUCUCAAGGAAUAUUAUGAGAUCAUAAAGAAGCAAUACAGCCUUACUUUGGGUGAUAUCCAAUCUGCCCGAAGGCAAUUGAAGAAUCGAGAGAAGCGCAAAUCUUGUGAGAGUUUAGAUGAUGCCAACAAGAAUAAGAGAUCUAGGGUUCUACCAAGGACAAAGCUGUGUUUUAACACAACUUCUCCAAGUGAGGAGGUGGUAAGUAGUAAAACUCCAACCUUGUUUGCAGCAGUCGUUCUUGAUAAUAUUAGACUUGCAUACCUGAGAAGGAGAUUAGUUGGGAAGCUCCUGGAGCAGCCUGAAUCUUUUGAGAACAAGGUAAAAGGUACUUUUGUUCUUGUUGAAUUACCUUCACCUGAUGGACGUCAGAGGAAAACUCGUCAGCUUGUGCAAGUGACAGGCACAAGGAAGACUUCAGGUGAUCAUGAUGAGGUGGAUAUUAAGCUUCUAGCGUCAAAUAUUCCAAAUGAAAUUUCAAUUCACAUGUUAUCAAAUGCUGAUCUGUCGGAGAAGGACUGUGAAGAUCUCAGACAGCAGGUGCAAAAUGGUCUGCUUAGAAUGCCCACUGUGGAGGAGCUUGAACAAAAGGCCAGAGUUCUGCAUGAGGAAAUUGUGGAUGAUAUAAUUGCUACAGAGCUGAGAGUCCUGCAAGUAAAAAUUGACAGAGCUAAUGAAAAGGGUUGGAGACGAGAAUUGUUCGAACUUAGAAAUAGAAGGACACAGCUAGAAGCACGAUCAAAGCGGUUGUGGUUACUAAAUAAUGUUCCAGUGGUCAGUUCAGAAGUAGUAGAUAUCAAUGUUAUGCCUUGUGGAACUGCAGAUGACAGACAGGGAAGCGCAGGCUCACCCAUAUCAAUCCCAAUUGAAGGGUCACAGUGCACUAGUAACUGUGAUAAAUUCAGUGAAAGCUUGAUAAGUUCAGUACCUAUCAAUAAUGUGGAGGCAGGUGGUAAAACUAUCUCAGUGUCUGCAGUUACAUUAGAUCCUAGUCCAAGAUUGAAGGAUCUCAUGGAUGAUAAAAUGCAAAAUGAAGGCCCUGCUAUGGUAAUCCUCGACCAGGAGUGCAAGGGCAGUGAAACUGCUUCAGUAGUGUCCCUCUUCAAGAGAUCACCAGGUGCCUCUACUCCAACUGAAGAGCAUGUAAGGAAGCUGGUGAAAGAUCCCGUGGUGAAUGAUGCUACACCUUCGUGUCCUCAAACCACAAAGACAGAGACCAAUCCUGUGGUGAAUAAUGCUAUGCCUUCAUGUCCUCAAACCGCAGACACAGAGACCAAUAAGGACCCUGAGCAACUGUUUCCAGAAAUUGAGCAGAAUAAACCAACACAAGGACAAAAGGUGAGUGCGAAAAGCACAGCCAUGAAUACUGUAGAGCCCUGUUUAGAGCAGACUCGCUCCAUUUGUUUUGUUCCUGCUUUUCCAUUGGAUGGCAAGGUUAUGACUCCUGUCGUCGAUCAUCAUCCAACUAUGACACAGCAAUCAAAUAAUGAAAGCUUCUUGAGAAGGGAGCUUGACUCCUUACGUUGCGACCUUGUAAGGACGUCCACAAGGGGUGCUUUACUGGAGGAUGAAUUGAAGGCGCUCAAAAAUAAGAUGGAGCAUGAUGCUUUUGUAACCCCCUCCAAAAUUUCAAGCAUGGAGCAAAAGCUUGAUUUGAUGUUUGAGCACCAUGCCAAGCAGUCCGGAGGUGCACAGGUUGAACCUGCCCAGGAGAAAAUAAUCUCUUCUAACAAGUCAAAAAUGUCUGCUGAUGAUGUCACAAGGUUGUUGGAACCUAUAAAAAGAGCUGGUUGGACUGAAGCUUUGGAAGAGGUAAAGGCAAAGCACCUCCCACACUUGAAUCUGAUUGAAUUCCCCAUGUAUGAUCCUGGUUCCCGGCUCAAAGCAGGCCUUAUUGCAAAGAGAAUUUGUGAAUCUGGUAUUCAAAUUGAUCAUCUGGCGUCACUAGAAGCAACUGAGAAAGACCAGGCUAGGGAAACUCAGUGCAACAUCUAUCUAACUUGAGCUUGAGAACUCGAAACUGCCGAUGAAGGUGAACUUCUAGAUAUUCCUACUCGAGUCCCUCAGCCAUGACCUUUUUAGGUGGUGGUGUUCGCUUCUGAUUCCUGUGUUCGUUGUUUCUUUGGAAACCUUGUAAGAACAGUGUGUGUGUGUGUGUGUGUGUGUGUGUGUUUUUUUUUCUCAAGAAACAGUAGUAAAAGCUUAGUUGAAGUUUGUGAAAACACUUGGUCAAUACUAUCUUUAGAAUAGAUAAACCUGGUGGUUUGACACUUCUAAUCUUCUCUUAGUUAUUGUAU